Messenger RNA from Sipha flava (yellow sugarcane aphid), 2047 nucleotides. It is a transcript of the gene gb, whose product is annotated as Y+L amino acid transporter 2. Gene Ontology annotation, cellular component: membrane. Bases 304 to 1776 code for a protein of 490 amino acids. NCBI's taxonomy places the organism in Eukaryota, Metazoa, Arthropoda, Insecta, Hemiptera, Aphididae. The record is from RefSeq and is a predicted model, not a curated record. Gene Ontology annotation, molecular function: L-amino acid transmembrane transporter activity. The transcript has 13 exons. Gene Ontology annotation, biological process: amino acid transmembrane transport.
ACUGGCUGGUGCACGCGCUCGUUGUCGCCCCUUCCCUCCUCCCCGCGCUCUCCGUCGACGGGUAUCCCCUCUCCCGCUGCCGACGAUGCGACGCCCCGCCGACCGGACGUGCGGACGUACGUCGAGCCGGCGCGACGCAAAACGCGAUCAGUCUCGUGCGGUGGCGAUGCGGCGAACCGAUCAUUCGUUAUUGCGAAGCGCCCGCACCCGUUCCGUUCCGAUCGUACCGCUGCGGCCAUCACCACCGCCACCACCACCGUAACAAGGCACGACUGAGUCCCCGUUUGGGUUUCACUGCAGAAAAUGAAUACGGCAUCAUCAGAAAAUGUCAAAACAACUGAUUCAACUCCCGAAGAAAACGGAGAAAGAGUCAGACUCAAAAAACAACUGGGUCUUCUCGAAGGUGUCGCCAUUAUUCUGGGCAUCAUUUUCGGAUCCGGUAUAUUCAUCUCGCCUUCGGGAGUGAUGAACGAAGCUGGAUCAGUCGGCCUCAGUCUGACUAUGUGGUUCAUGUGUGGCAUGCUUUCCAUGAUCGGCGCGUUAUGUUAUGCCGAACUUGGUACAUCUAUACCGCGGUCGGGCGGAGACUAUACAUAUCUGUUCGAAGGAUUCGGGCCCCUGCCGGCUUUCCUUUAUCUGUGGGACGCCAUGCUCGUGUUUGUACCGACCACCAACGCAAUCAUGGGACUGACGUUCGCCAACUACGUAAUCAAACCGUUCUUCCCGGACUGCGACAACCCGGAUCAGGCAGUCAGGCUCCUGGCAGCCGGCGUGAUUUGUUUCAUAACUUUUAUCAACUGCUGGAACGUCAAGGCCACCACUAAAGUCCAAAACGUAUUUAUGUUCACCAAGAUAUCUGCGCUGGUGAUGAUCAUCGUGUGCGGUGGCUAUUACCUGUACUUGCACGGAUUUUCAAAGUUCUCGAACCCUUGGCAAGGAUCGGUCACAGACCCCGGCCGGCUGGCAGUUUCCGUUUAUUCCGGAAUAUACUCGUACUCGGGAUGGAACUACUUGAACUUCAUGACCGAAGAGUUGAGAAACCCAUACGUGAACUUACCGAGAGCCAUUUACAUUUCCAUGCCGCUUGUGACCAUCAUCUACGUGUUGGCCAACGUGGCGUACUUGGCCGUUUUGACACCGUACGACAUGAUGACGACCAAAGCGAUUGCCGUUACUUUCGGACACUUGGCCAUGGGCUCAUUUGAAUGGAUCAUGCCCCUAAUGGUUGCCCUGUCAGCAUUUGGUGGUCUGUGUGUUCACAUUAUGACUUCAUCCAGAAUGUGCUUUGUCGGAGCACGAUACGGUCAUUUUCCAACAUUUUUGUCCUUCAUAAAUAUAGAUAGAUAUACACCAACUCCAUCACUAGUGUUUUUGAACAUUCUUUCUCUGUUAAUGCUCUUCACUAGUAAUGUUGACAUGCUGAUAACAUACUCAAGUUUUGUUGAAGCAUUCUUCACAAUGUUAUCGGUGUCAUCUGUGUUAUGGAAUCGUUGGAAGCGUCCCAACAUUAACAGACCAAUUAAGGUAUCCCUUUGGAUCCCAAUCACAUAUGUGGUAGUAUCAUUGUUUUUAAUUGUAUUGCCAUGCUAUGUGAGACCUAAAGAAGUUGGUAUGGGUGUCGGUAUUACCUUAUUAGGAAUUCCAGUCUACUAUUUGUGUGUUGUUUGGCAAAACAAGCCUGUGUGGUUCCAAAAUUCAUUAAAGCACACCACUUAUACUAUUCAAAAAUUGUUUAUUAGCGCUAAAGAAGAAAAAGCAGAAGAUAUUUGGGAAUAAUUAUGUAUUAAUUGCAUACCUUUGUGCUUGGAUAUCUUAAUUUGAUUGAUCUGCUUGUCAAUUAUUUAUUUUUACCUCAAACACUUCCUUUAAAAACAUUAAGUUUUUGUUUGUUUUGUUCAUAAUUAAUGCAUUUCCUUGCACUUUUUUUUUUUUUAGUUAUUUUUACAUGACAUUUUUAUGUUAUUUGCCAUCAAAUGGUCUAAUUUUCUUAUGAUUAUUUAAUGUUCAGAAAUGUUAAUGCCUCUUAUGAAAAUAUUUUGUUUAAUCA